AUGGCAACUGUAUUCGCGACCAACAGCCCAAUGGAAGCCGUUGCCAUUGGGGAUACGAACGAUGUCAAAACACACCAGCUCGUGGUACGUACAAAUUCGGAUGACAUUAUGGCAGCGCAGGCUAGUCCCCAGCCGUCGCCUCGCAUCAAUCUGCCUCCACCGCCGAAUCCUCACUUCGUCUUUCCGGCUCGUCCUUCAGCUUCGUCGGCACCUUCUUCGUUUUCCAAAGCCACGGCCCGACGACGGCCUCAAUCUGCUGUGGAAUUACAGGACGGCAGUCUCGAUUUUGGCACCGCGUCGUUCGAUCGCCCACGACGAUCGCCAGCGCUUCCUGAUUUUAACUUCAAUCCGGGCGCCACACUCAGCCCGAAAACCGUGGGCCGCCUCUCGAAAUCGCCUGCGUUGCCAGACUUCUCGUUCAAUCCUGGCUCAGCAACCGAAUCGGUCACGUCUCUACUGAGCCCACCAAUCUCUCCACAGUCACCAAGAACGAUACCAACCAACAUAGGCCACCGACGGGGCACCAGUGAAUUCGUAGGCGGCAAACUGAAAUCGGGAGAGUCGAUCACAUUGAUGAGUACAAGCCCGACCAAGUCAGAGAGUGGCUUUGCGUCGCCUACAUUAGCGCCGACGACCGCGCCUAGCUCUAGGAGAGGACAUGCUCAUCGGCGCUCUGCUGCAAUCUCGAGUCAUGAUCUUUCAAAGAUACUGCAACCAACUAGUCCAAACCCUUCCAGAGGUAGCAGUGCUCCCGCCAGCCCCGCCGACUUCGACGACAAACCUCGCAUCUUCCCCGAGCCGAGUGGUAGAGAUGUGGCAGCGCAACCAACAGUGGAUGAUCAACGCGAAGCACCACAUGAGAAAAACGUUCAGGAAGCCACAGGUCGUCCUCAAUCUCAACCAAGUGCGAAGCCAGCCACGCGUGCAAGAGUUGGGUUUUCCGAAACCAUCGAAUUUAUCCCACGUCCAUUGUCGUUGGUAUCGACGGAUACAGCCAGUACAGUAACAGGCCGACCUGGGCAUUCAGUGUCCGGAAGUAUCUCCUCGAUUAUAUCCGCGACCAAUACAACAAGCGCAGACCGUGAUCCGCCGGCCCUUCUAGGGUCACCACGUUCGAGCAGCAAAUCUGGUUCUCGCCCAAGUACAGCAGGUCGCCCCAGUACAGCAGGUGCAGUGCUUGAACGUACUCCGAGCCUCCACAUUUUAACCGAAAACGCUCCAUCCCCUCGGAGGCGCAACUCUAUUCCGUUUUUGAAUGAGUUACUCGAAGGGAAGUCUUCUGAGCGCCCUGCGCCUAGUCCCAUAAAGACGCCAAAAAGAUGGUCAUUCUUCGGCCUAGAAUCGUUGGCCAGCGCUGGGUCGCCCACAAAAGCACGCCCCGUCAGUUCAAGUUCGUCGGUCUCUGCGCCGAGAAUGACUGAAGCUGUGGCCCCCUUGGUUGAGAAGAGCAUGAACGCAGACAAUGGCAACACCAGUGGCCCCGCGUCCCAAUCGGAAGGUCGAAAGGUUCCCGGAAAGAAAAAGCAGAAGAAGGUCAAGUCUUGGGCAGGCUCAAUUCUGACGCGCAAGUCGAAGUCACCAUCACAGAAGUCAAAGGCACGUCGCCGAUCUCAAACACCGCCUCUGCGUCGUAUGGCAAGGCAUGAGGACUCGGAUGAUGUUCUAGGACCUCGUAGUUCGUUCACUUCGCACAACCUAGGUGGGAAUGAUGUUCAUCCUUCCUCAGAUUCCGAGAUCACAAAGCCACGACGCACUCCAACUGACGACGAGGGGUCUUAUCCCAUGAUUGAUCUUGAUGCCGCACUAGGCCCCUUUAACACCCCGUCAUCUCGGGAUCCGCAAUGGGAAGAGGCGCAGAAGCCCGGCACUCAGCCUAAGCGGCAACUCCACAGUGCCGCAGGACUGAGAGGCUUCAGCGGUCCCGGAAUGCAUUACCAUCGCCGAGCCGAGAGUGCGCCUGAGAUGCCACCCUUCGAGGCUGGAAGAUUUGGUAUCCAUCGAUUUGGUAGCUCCUCUACGAUGGCCGACGUCUUUGAGGAGGACGAAGAAGAGGACGAUGACGACGAAGGCGCGAGUAGUCCGUCUGAAGAGUCUGCAAACGAUGAGAACGAUGAAGCAUCUGAUACUGAUGACGCCACCUCAACGCCCACACAAGAGCGCGAUCUCAGCUUACCGAUUGGGCCCGCCGACAGUCAGACUGCCGCGUCCGUAAAGCGAAAGGGCAGCGGCUCGAGCUUAGACAUGCAACCUCCUGGUUCCAAAGUGAGGACUGAGAACUCUUCCAACUCGCUGCACGAGCAUGUCAUUCUGGAAGAGGAGACCAGCCACAGCGCAUCUAAGAGCCGUGUCGUGUAUGCAGCUGGUGCAGAGGCUUUCGGCUCAGCUGCACCUUCGCCGCGCAGGGUCGUAAGCAACAAUGAUGUCGCUUCAAUCAAUGCAGACCCAGUGGCGCCCACUGCGGCCCUAUCGAUACCCGUCAGUCCAUAUUCGAUGAGCCAUGCCUCUUCGUUCCCAUCACCACGCUCGCCAGUGUCCUACGAUGCGCAACGGAUUUCUACGGCUCCGUCCUCCAUCACUGACGAAACCAAUUUUCAGUCAUUGUUAAUGGGAGAACCCGGGCCUGAAGUUGUGCGACUAUCGGUGGAUGUCCCUUCUCUAACGAGCAGCAAUUCAACUAUGACUCGAGACAGUACGUUUGCUCCAGGUGUUCGACCAAGGAACAUGCCUUUCCAUGAUCAACGGCCAGCUUCUUUCACGUCUACCGCUUUUGGGCGUCGUAGAUCCAGCUUGGCCAGUCUUAGCCGCUUGAUCAGUAGCGCCCACGGCGAAAGAAGCAAACUGAAUAUGGAGGUCCCUUGCGACAAUGAAUCGGAGAAAAAGGAGAAGUCGAGCAAGUCGAAGCGCUUGAGUCGCAUGAUGCAAUUUUGGAAGCCGAAAACGUCGACUGGGUCCUAG
Molecule: messenger RNA, 2955 nt
Organism: Anthostomella pinea
Lineage: Eukaryota; Fungi; Ascomycota; Sordariomycetes; Xylariales; Xylariaceae
Source: the annotation of a GenBank genome assembly